CGCCCCGCCCCCGGAGCCGCGGCCUCGCAGAGUGCCCAACCGCCCCGCGCCUAGGCCUGGGGCAGCGCGAGCGCCGAACCUCCCGCUGGACACCAAGAUGCCUGGCGAACAGCAGGCAGAGGAGGAGGAGGAGGAAGAGAUGCAGGAGGAGAUGGUGCUGCUGGUGAAGGGUGAGGAGGAGGAGGGUGAGGAGAAGUAUGAGGUGGUGAAACUCAAGAUCCCCAUGGACAACAAGGAGGUUCCCAGCGAGGUGCAAGUGCCAGUGCCAGCGCCAGCGCCGUCUGCCGACCCGGCGCGCCCCCACGCGUGCCCGGAUUGCGGCCGCGCCUUUGCGCGCCGCUCCACGCUGGCCAAGCACGCACGCACGCACACGGGCGAGCGGCCCUUUGCGUGCACCGAGUGCGGCCGGCGUUUCUCUCAGAAGUCAGCGCUGACCAAACACGGCCGCACUCACACAGGCGAGCGGCCUUACGAAUGCCCAGAAUGCGACAAGCGCUUCUCUGCCGCCUCGAACCUGCGGCAGCACCGUCGGCGUCAUACUGGCGAGAAGCCGUACGCAUGCGCACAUUGCGGCCGUCGUUUCGCGCAGAGUUCCAACUAUGCACAGCAUCUGCGCGUGCACACGGGCGAGAAGCCGUACGCGUGCCCGGACUGCGGACGAGCUUUUGGCGGAAGUUCGUGCCUGGCGCGCCACCGACGCACGCACACGGGCGAGCGGCCUUACGCAUGCGCCGACUGCGGCACGCGCUUUGCGCAGAGUUCAGCACUGGCCAAGCACCGGCGCGUGCACACUGGCGAGAAGCCGCACCGCUGUGCUGUGUGCGGACGGCGCUUCGGCCAUCGCUCCAAUCUGGCAGAGCAUGCGCGCACGCACACAGGCGAGAGGCCCUAUCCGUGCACGGAGUGCGGCCGCCGCUUCCGCCUCAGCUCGCAUUUCAUCCGCCACCGUCGCGCGCACAUGCGGCGCCGCCUGUUUAUCUGCGCCGGCUGUGGCCGGGACUUCAAGCUACCCGCGGGCGCCACCGCCGCCAAUGCCACCGAGCGCUGCCCAGAGUGCGAGGGCAGCUGAGCCAGCGUGGGGUUGGAAGCGUCCGAGUGGGGAGGGCCACUUGGAACUUCAACCUGGCUGCGUAAACCUGGAUGGCUCCUCCCCGGCAGCCGGGUCUGGGAGACAAGGAACGUACCCUACCAGGAUCCCUCGAAAUGGUGCCCACCUCCCCCUCACUACAUCCCCUUGGCCCGUGUUAGUGAAUAAAGUAUUAUAUCUUCACUCCA
This is a messenger RNA of Marmota monax (woodchuck), 1275 nucleotides long. It is a transcript of the gene Znf771, whose product is annotated as zinc finger protein 771. The transcript has 3 exons. The coding region runs from base 98 to 1069 and encodes 323 amino acids. Lineage: Eukaryota; Metazoa; Chordata; Mammalia; Rodentia; Sciuridae. The record is from RefSeq and is a predicted model, not a curated record.